Ylistrum balloti is the source of this 1189-nucleotide messenger RNA. Its product is annotated as dehydrogenase/reductase SDR family member 7-like. The record is from RefSeq and is a predicted model, not a curated record. The coding region runs from base 62 to 1060 and encodes 332 amino acids. Gene Ontology annotation, molecular function: oxidoreductase activity. NCBI's taxonomy places the organism in Eukaryota, Metazoa, Mollusca, Bivalvia, Pectinida, Pectinidae. The transcript has 10 exons.
ACAGCAGAGAAUUUUAAAAGAUCGAUGUUGUGAAUGGGAAAACACUGCAGUAUAUCUAAGUAUGGACUGGCUUUAUUUCCUGAUCGUCUGUAUCAUACUCUUCCUGGUACUACAGAUCAUUACAAUACUGAGAGCAGACUGUGAUCUGGCCCUCACAUGGAUAGAAAAGCUCGGAAAAUCUCCAGAUUGUCUGAGAGACCAGGUGGUAUGGGUGACUGGUGCAUCUAGUGGAAUUGGAGAGGCCCUAGCUGUGAAACUGGCAUCUGUAGGAUGUCGUCUUGUGCUUUCAGCUCGACGGGAAGACAAGCUACAAACACUGAAACAGAAAUUAAUUGAUCUAGGAUAUGGUACACCAGAGAACUACCUUGUGCUGCCACUGGAUUUACUAGCAUAUGAUUCACACAAGAAACUACCUUGUGAUUCACACAAAGGUCUGGUGGAAACUGUGCUCAAAUACUUUAAAAAGAUAGACUGUCUGGUGAACAAUGCGGGUCGUUCACAGAGGGCCGUGAUUAGUAAAACAAGAUUUGAGGUGGACCAACAAAUGCUCGCAGUCAACACUUUAGGUCCAAUAUCCUUGACCAAAGCUGUCCUUCCAGUUUUUAUCCAACAGAAUUUUGGACAGGUUGUGGUCACAAGCAGCGUAGCAGGAAAAUUUGGUGCACCAGGACUUGGAUCCUACUGUGCCUCUAAACAUGCCCUGCAUGGUUGGUUUGACAGUCUGCGUGUUGAAUCUGUGAUGUAUAAUAUAAAUGUAACCAUGGCUUGUCCUGGUCCAGUUUUCUCUGAAGCUCUGAUUCAUGCCUUCACAGAGGAUCCUGAUAAGAAAUUAGGUGUGACAAUGAAGCCAGAGGAGAAACGGAUGUCAGCAGCUCGAUGUGCUCACCUUAUGGCAGUAGCUAUGGCUAAUAACAUAGAUGAAGUUUGGAUUACUGGAAAUCCAGAGUUAUCUUUCCUUUACAUGAACCAAUAUCUACCUGGAAUAUUUCACAGGUUAGCCAAACGCUUUGCACAGAAAAGAUUGAAAAAAAUUAUGGAAGGGAGCAAUAACCUCCAUUAGCGGUGAAUGACCACACAAAUGAUUGGUGUUGGACAGACAUCGAAUAUAUACACACCCAUUAUUUAUAUCUUAGUGGUGUUUGACACAGCAGAACAAAGUAUUGUUAUUAAACCUGUUAAUCUUUUUACU